Molecule: messenger RNA, 979 nt
Organism: Papaver somniferum (opium poppy)
Lineage: Eukaryota; Viridiplantae; Streptophyta; Magnoliopsida; Ranunculales; Papaveraceae
Exons: 4
Coding region: 107-799 (230 amino acids)
Molecular function (GO): zinc ion binding
Source: RefSeq, a predicted model, not a curated record
CCAUUCUCACUUAUCUCUCACUAUAUUUUGGCCGCCAAAAAAGUGGUAGAAAUUUCAUCUAAUUUCCGGCCGAAAUCGCUUUUAGGGUUCAUCAAAUUUGGUAGCAAUGGUUGGGUAUGCAAUUUAUCUGAAGAAAAGGAUGGAGAAGAUGGAUGAAUGGAUGCAGCAACUACUAAAAAGUAGGUUUUUUGGUGUAUGUCAUGAUCAUAAAGAUUCUAAGAAGAAUGAAAUAAAUUUCUUCUGUAUAGAAUGUCAUCAAUGUUUAUGUCAACACUGUAUUUCAUCUCCUUCCUCGCAUUGUCUUCAUAAUCAAACUCUUCAAAUUCGAAGAUAUGUCUAUCAAGAUGUUGUUAGAAUCUCUGACAUGCAGAAACAUAUUGAUUGCUCCAAAGUUCAGACGUACGUAUUAAACAAUGCCAAGGUUAUUUUUCUGAAUUCUCGACCUAAUGUGAAGCCCCCAAAGCUGUCUAGUGCUUAUUGUAAAGUUUGCGAUAGAUGUUUGGCCGAUAAUAAUCAAUACUGCUCUAUUGCUUGCAAGAUUUCAGUUCGUCCGGAGAGUUCAAAUGAUGAAUUCCAUUGCUAUUCAUACCCUGUUUCUCAAUUUAAUGAUAUACAUUUGGAUGAGAGUAAAAGAUGCAGCAGCAGCAGUGGCAGCGGCGAGUCUGAUGAUCUGAAUGAGGACUCUAAUGGUGAUUCGGGUGAGGAUUCAUCUGUGACGUUUUGCAGUACAGGAUCAUUGAAGCCAAAGAAACAAAUGCACAAGAGAAAAGGUGUCCCUCAUAGAGCUCCUCUAUGUUAAUUCAUUUUUAGCUUCUUGAAUACUUUCUUCCUUGAUAUAGAAUUAUCUUCUUAUUUAAUAUCCGGGGUAUUAAUUUUUUGGCAUGGCAAUUUUCUCGACAUUGCCAGUUAUGAUAUAUAUUCCCAUAUUUAGGGUUUAUAUAUCUUUUUUCUACAAAUCGGCAUUAUCACCAAGUAUAGG